Molecule: messenger RNA, 7846 nt
Organism: Podarcis lilfordi (Lilford's wall lizard)
Lineage: Eukaryota; Metazoa; Chordata; Lepidosauria; Squamata; Lacertidae
Source: the annotation of a GenBank genome assembly
AUGGCGGGUAAGAUCGCGCAAACUUUCCCCCUCUUUCCUUCUGCUAAAAGGGGCGAUCGGUCACUAUGGAGGAAGGCAGCGUGGGGACCAAGCUGACUCCGCUUUGUCUUCCCCUCCCUCCCUCCCUCCCUCGGCAUCCUCCAAAAGAUGCUCACAGCAGGAAGGAAUCUUGAUCCGCUUGAUCCCUUCCUUUCCAUUUCUGGCGAACGGCGGCGUUGCUCUCAGCCUGGACUGACAGCGCUCCCUCCCUCCCUCCUUCCCUCCCUCCCUCAUUCUCUGUCUCUCUUUGUGUGUGUUAACGUUAACCUCCUCUUGCUUGUGCACCUUGCCCCGUGUUCCUGAAACACGUUGAGGGCGAUGCUCUGCUAGGAAGGGACAGGAGCGUCACACGUGUCAUUUUUUUCACUUUCUCAUUUCUCCAAGUCUUGGCUCACCCCAUUUCCACAUACAUUUUGCAAGUCAAAGCAAAAACGGAAAAAGCCUCUGCAUGAAAGUGCAUUUCAGUGCAUGUUUCCCCCUAAUAUUUUCUGGGGUGUUGCAGCUGGUCAGGGUGGGCAGUACUGAACUGGCUGGACCAGCAAUCUGAUUCAGUAUAAUGCAGCCUACUUUUAAAAUCAGCCGUUGAUGUAGAGUCAUGAGCAGGGGCAUAGUGGGAGGGGGCAGGCCGGCUGUAGCAAACCAGCGCCACCCCCAGUAGGGAUUCCACCCUGCCUGCUGCCAGGGGUCUCAGGGCCCUGGAGCCUGGCCUGGCCUUGCCACUGCAUCCUGGGCCCCCUCACUGAAUGCCCACCCAACCAGCGUUGGUGGUGGUGGGGAUACACCCACCAAGGGCUGCGUCAGCCAGCCGGGCUAGACCAUACGCAGGCGGGCAGGCAGCGCAACAUGGCCCCAUGAACCUUCUGUGCCCCAAGCCUGCCCAGUGGCUGUGAGAGUUAGCCUGGCAUGGUGGUUUUUUUACCCUGGGGAGCUGCUGCCGGUCAAUGUAGACAGUACUGAGCUAGAGGGCCCUAUGGGUCUCGCUUUGUACAAGACAACUUCCUACGUUCCUGCACCUCAGGCCAAUUUUGGUGACCCGAUUUUCCUUGCAGAUGAGAAGCUGAAGGAAAUCCGCGCAGAGUUUGUGACCUGUGCUAACAAGUCUCUCAUCAGCCAGCUCCUAGAUAGGCUUCUCCAGGAAAGAGUCCUGAACGAGGAGGAGGUGGAUGAGGUGAAGGAGAACACGAAGAAGCAGGACCAGGCAAGGAUCUUGAUUGACCACGUGAGGAGGAAGGGGCCCAAAGCCAGCCAGAUCUUCAUCCAGGCCCUCCGGUGCCAAGACAGCUUCUUGGCUGAAGAACUGAGGCUUCAAGUCCCUCUGCCAGGUGCUUAUUUAAAUAACCAGUUUAGCAGUUCAUAGAAUUGUAGAGUUGGAAUUGUAGCGGGUCAUCUAGUCCAACCCCCUGCAAUGGAGGAAUCUUUUUGCCCACAGACAUCCCUGGGUGGGCUUGAACCACCAACCUUCUGGUUAACAACCAGACGCGUGAACCAACUGUGCCACGGAUUUCUCUCCUUGGAUUGUUUAUGCAGAUGUUUAAAUUUUAAGAACUACAGUCCAGCUAAAUUCAAUUUAAAUGCAUUGUUUAAACCAGUGGUUCCCAAACUGGGUGGCGGCGCCCCCUGGAGGGAGAGAGGAUUACCCGGGGGGCAAUAAGAGACAAGGGGGCAGCAGGGGGGAGACUAACAGACUUUGAAAAGGAUCAACCGGGUCAAGUUUACCCAUUUUGUUGAAUUAAUUAAAUAGCUUUAAUUGGAUUUUGAAUAAAUGCGCAAUUGGUGGUUACUGUUUGGCAUUUUAUUGCAUUAUUAUCUAGUGGGUCAUGUAAACUGAUGUCCUGCAUAAUGCUUUUCAUAGGGUAGGAGGCAUUGGGGAUGAGUGUAUGGAACUAAGGGGGUGGUGGUCCAAAAACAUUUGGGAGUCACUGUUUAAAUAAUAAAUAAAGUGUGACCUGAUUUAUUGAUUUGAUGAUGACAUUUAUACCUGACCCUUGAAGUCCAAAAGGCUCUUGGAGUCGCUUCCAAGGUCCCAAUUGAAAAAGGCAUGAUGCAUGAGGAAAACGAGAGGAGGAGGGAGGAGGGGAAGAGCAACCUCACGCACAAGUUCAUAAACCUGCAGUUCAUGCAGCUGGUGCCACUGGCAGUUCUGGUUCUCUUGCCUUGGAUAAAGGCCAGACAUUCCCCCUUACAGCCACCCUCAAGUCCCUUCUCUGCCCCAAUUUUCUUAAUGAGUCUGGCCAGUUUUGGGGUGGGGGAAACCAAUGAUCAAUGUGGAAAGGAAACCUCAGCACAAGUGACAUUUCCUUGUGGUCUUUUCUGUAUAGCUACUCGCUCUUAGGAAUGCACCUCUACCUGUUGAACUAUCCAGUCCCAGUCACACGAAAUGCAGCCGUCUUCCCUAUUUCAGUUGCUUGUGACACAUCGUCUCAUCCUAUGGGUACUCCCUUUUAUUCCCCCCCCCACAGAUGGGAGGCAGGAAGCAGCUCUGCAUUCCCCCCCCCAAAAAAAAACUCUCUAGUCUCACUGACAGGAAGAGGUCUUUGGUAGAAAAUAAACCUUGGGAAAUCAGCCUGGUGUUUAAGAGUGGGGGUGGUGGUACUCAGACUGGACGUAAAAAAGCUUGCUAUCUUUCUCCGUGCAUGCACGCGCACCCGCGCACGCACACACACACACGUUUGGAACCAAAAACCAGGUAAUGUCACACCAAAAAUCGUGUUGUGGUCCACCAUCUUGAUCCAAACGUUUACAAAAACCACCUAGCUCCCACCUCAGGAGCUCUGAUGUAGAGUUUGAUGGCAAUAUCUUGAGAGGGGGCCAAAUCCAUAGAGAACAGAUGGCCAAAUAGACAAGCCACUUAAAAAUGUAUAUAGUAGAUUAUUAUUAUUAUCACUAUUACUAUAAUCUAUAUUAUUAUAACUAUUAUUGCAUUCUGUUCUCCUUCCAAAAGGAGCCAAAUGAUGUAACCAAAUUCAGAAUAUUUACAGAUACUUUCUGUGAUCCUCAACAGCAUCCAAAGGUUUAACCCGGUACCCAAAUUUCUCUUGUCCCCAGAGCAACAGGCUCAUUUGCCACACCAGGAAGUCGGCCCAAGGGCUGCCGCCUCAGCAAAAGCAGCCCAGCUGCAGGAGACCAGCGAUGGGCUCACGCUUUGCCCCCUGGAACGCUUUCAGAAAAUACAAGCUGAGGAAAAGGAUGAGGUGAGGAAGGACCAAGUGCGCAGUCACAAUGAGGUGUGGGCAGACCUGGCUAAAUCCAGGUGCCAUUUCACUCCCUGCGCUCUUGCUGAAGGUGAGGGUUGUGGGUUGGGGGACUCAGGCCAGAGAGCUGAAUGCGGCCCUCGAGGCCUCAGACUCUCCCCAGGCCCCUCCUCUCACCAGCCCUGCUCUGUGCCCCUCUUGAGUGCUUUGGCCUAGCUAGAAGUGUGAUCAGGCUCCUUAACCCAGAUUUCAGUGAGCCUGACUUUUCUUCCCUGGCAGAUCUACCCGAUCAAGGACAAAGAGACACGCACCCGACUGGCCUUGGUCAUCUGCAACAUUGAUUUUGAGCACUGUAGCAAAAGGGAAGGAGCCGAGGUGGAUCUGGCCCAGAUGAAGCUUCUCCUGGAAGGACUGGGAUACAGAGUGGAAACCGAGACCAACUUAUGCUCACAAGUAGGUGGUUGUGGUGGUGGGGAGUUUUCCAAGGCGCUUUCAGUUUCCAAGGCGCUUUCAGGUUUCAUUUCCCUUUAGCCAUCAAACUUCCUUCCUGGAAACUCCCUGACAUUCCUGCUCAAAACAGCCUCCAAAACAGAACCCAAACAUUUUGUAACAACCAAAUAGCACAGCAGUUUCGUUCCUACACACACAGAGACACAAACCCUGAGGCCCGACGGAGUCAGAAACCUUGUGGUGAUACGCAGAGCAGCCAGAACUGAGAUGCAGAAAAAGCUUUGUAAUACAGUGGAACCUUGGUUUUCAAGCGUUUCGGAACCCGAAUGCCGAAAACCCGGAAGUGAUUCCUUCUGUUUUCGAAUGUGCCUCAGAAGUCGAAUGGCUUCCGAGGUGUGUUUCUCCAUUGUUUCAAUGGAUUUUGCUGACCGCCCAUUGAUCCUCGGUUUUCGAACAUUUCAGAAGUUGAACAGUCUUCCGGAAUGGAUUACGAUCGAAAACCAAGGUUCCACUGUAUAUAUUCUAUUAAUAUAUUCUAGUAUGUCACAGAGCUGGAAAGUACCUUAGAUACCACUCAGUCCAACCCCCUGUUCAAUGCAGGAUAAACAUAGUAGAAUAAGCACAUUAGGUUCCCUGUGCUUAAAUCCUGGCAGUGUGGUGUAGUGGUUAGAGUGUUGGACCUGGGGGAGAACCAGGGUUCAAAUCCCCAUUUGGCCUUGUAGCUCACUGGGUGACCUUAGGGGUCAGUCACUGCUCCUCAGCCUAAUCUGCCUCGCAGGGUUGUUGUGAGGAUAAAAUGGGGGCAUGUGUGCCGCUUUGAACUCUUUGGAGGAAAGGGGGGGGGAGAGAUAUAGAAAACAUACAAAUAAAGGAAUAAAUUUUCAAUCCCACCUUUACUUCAGACAUAAGGCAGGGAUGAUCAGUGUGGUGCAUUAAAGAUAUUAUCUCACUCCCAACUGCUGAGAGUUGGAGCCAAGCAAAUCUGCAAGGCAGCCUUGGUCACUUCCCUGGACAUGGGGGGGGGGUUCAGGGAGUAGAAGCUGCCCCUCUUCUUCCCUUUUAGCUAAGAAAGCUGCCCUUUUGCUGCCGACCCAACACCCCCUUCUCUCUGCUUGCAGGACAUGGCCGAGCGCUUAAAGAGCUUCGCAGCCCAGGAGGAACACAAGACCUCCGACAGCACCUUUCUGGUGCUUAUGUCUCACGGCCUCCGGGAAGGCCUGUGUGGGGUGAAGAAUGAGGACUCGUGCCCAGAUAUCCUCUCCGUGGACACUGUCUUCUCCACCUUCAACAACAAGAACUGCCCGGCUCUGAGGGGGAAGCCCAAGGUCAUCGUCAUCCAGGCCUGCCGUGGCGGUACGUGGUGGGUGUUGAACCCGGGAUUCCCUCCGCCUGCCUGGGAUGUGGUGCAAGGUACCUCUGUGGUUAAGCAGGAAGUAGUGGUGGUCUUUGGGACUGGUUGGGUGGAAGGUAGGGAGCCCAACAGUAGGGGGAGCCAGAGGCAAUAAUGAGCAGAGCCAAUCCCUGAUUGGUGGCCAGGAGGAAGGUGGUUGGCUGAGGGCAGCCUGGGGUUGAUGGGACAGCAGCAUGUUUUCUCUAGCAGACCAAUUCUGUUGGGGGGCACUGGCUGUUUUAUUGGGUCCUGGUCAACAGGAUCAAAAGAAUUGCCCCUGAAGUAGUCAGUUUCUGUUUCCACAUGCAGUAAUGUGGGGAGUGGGGGCCUGUAUUAACUGGAUUUAAUUAAUUUCUAGAAUAAAUAGCACCAUUUCAGGAAAAUUAAUGUAAGGAAGCCAUUCUGAAUCUCCCCUCCCCUCCUGUAAUAGGGAAGAGUAGAUGGAUUCCGGGGCAAUUCCUCACAUGUCUCUCUGGUCUCACUGAAUGGUUGCCAAUAAAAGGCGCAAAACCAGCAAGCAGGCAGCUUUUUAUUAAAGGCACAGCAGCCCUUCAGGACCUUAGCAGUGCUCCAUGCUGCACAAGCCAACCCCGCAAUUGCAUUCUGUCACAAAUAAACUGCUCACAGGCCCGGUCUGCCCAUGAGGCGAGAUGAAAUGGCUGCCUUGGGUGGCAGGAUCCACAGGGACAGCUGAUCUGGCCUCCAGGGAAUGUAUCGUCCACUGCUGCUGUUGCAGUGCGCCAAGGACAGUUGCAGCCGGCUCCUUGGAGAGUGGGUCUGCCCCCUUCCUUGGCAGCACCCCCAUGCCACCUCCACAGCAGCCUUUUGGUAAAUAGGAGGCACUGCUGUUCUCCUCCCGCUCUCUGUUCCUGACGUAGAUCUUCACUCCCCCCCUUUUUUUCCUGGUGGGGAGAGCACCGUUUUGUGGUUCGCCUCAGAGCACCAGGUCUGGAAAGAAGUUGGGGUUUGGUCAGAUCAUGGAAAACACUGGGAGAUGACCUCAGGAUUCCCUAUGAAAUUUGAGCAACAGGUGAUGGUGAUUCCAGAAAAGAGGAGUACUGUAGAGUCCUGACAGAGGCUCUUUCCUUUUGUUUCCUCAGUGAAUAAAGGAUUUGCAUAUGUGAGCGACUCAGCAACACCUUCGGCCGCCCCCCUCAGCCCUGUCCAGUGGCAGGAAGAAGACUUUGAGAGCGAUGCCAUUCACAAAGUACACGUGGAAAGCGACUUCAUCUGCCUCUAUUCCACAACCCCAGGCAAGCGGCUCUUGUGGUCUUGUUUUUUAGUUUCAUAAAUACACUGUUUGAUUGAAAAACACCAUCACCUCUCACAGAGGUUUGCAAAGAAUACAAAACAAUACAAUUACCAAGAAGAAAAAUUAAGAACAAUAACUUAAAUGCUUUUGAAGAGUUAAAAUAACAAAUAGACUAAAAACAGCUGAAGCCCCGCAUCAGCUUACUAAACACCUGGGUAGAUUUGUCUAAACAAAAAUGUUUUUACCGGGUGCUGAAAAGAGUACAGUGAUUAUCAAGAGGCAGGGAGUUCCAAAGUGGAGGUGCUGCCAUACUAAAAUAUCAACUUUUUACAAAGGGAAAACAAGUAUUAUGUAGCACUUCUCUAACAGUGCCAGUUCCAUCGAUCAAAGCAGUGGAGUGGGCAGAUAAUGGGGUAAGGUGAUUUUGUAGGUAAACUGGUCGCAAGUUAUCAUCUGGCCCUGUUCAUUGGCAACUGGAUAAGCUGCCCUGGUCAGCCUCAGAUGCUGUGUUAGCAUUGGCCGCCCAGAGUUGCCGGCUGACAACUCUUAGAAAAAUGAGGAACUAAGAUAAACCAACAGUUCAGAAAUUCAUUUAGCCCUAAGCGUCAUAUGUUCAUGUUUCCUCAACAGAUAAUGUAUCCUGGAGAAGCCCCCAAACUGGAUCUCUCUUCAUCACGCAGCUGAUCAAAGAUAUCAAGAAACAUGCCUGGAACUGCAACCUGGAAGAGAUCUUCAGAAAGGUACGCCCUCCCUCCUAAGGCCGUGUCCUGCUCUGACCCCAGGCGAGGCAAAGCUCCCUUCUGCAGGGCUCAAGCCGGAGAGCAAAGCUCUGAUGUUGCUUCCGCCUUUCUUAAUUCUUAUUUUUCAGCCAGCCUUAAUUAAUUCUUAUUUAAGGUAAAGGUAAAGGUACCCCUGCCCGUACGGGCUAGUCGUGUCCGACUCUGGGGUUGCGCGCCCAUCUCGCUUAAGAGGCCAGGGGCCAGCGCUGUCUGAAGACACUUCCAGGUCACGUGGCCAGCGUGACAAGCUGCAUCUGGCGAGCCAGCGCUGCACACGGAAACGCCGUUUACCUUCCCGCUAGUAAGCGGUCCCUAUUUAUCUACUUGCACCCGGGGGUGCUUUCGAACUGCUAGGUUGGCAGGCGCUGGGACCGAGCAACGGGAGCGCACCCCGCCGCAGGGAUUCGAACCGCCGACCUGACGAUCGGCAAGUCCUAGGCGCUGAGGUUUUACCCACAGCGCCACCCGCGUCCCCAAUUCUUAUUUAAUGUAAAAUAAAUAAACUAGUCUUUUUGCAAGAGUGCAUGGAAGUUCUAGGAGCUAGUCCUUUCUCCAGCUGGACAGGGAUACUAUUUUUUCCCCCUUUUCAUUUAAAAAAAAUUUUUUUUUGAGGAAUGACCUGCUGUGAACUCUUUCUUCCUCUUCAUUGCAGGUCAUGCAGUCCUUUGAAAAAAACCCAUGCCAGAUGCCCUCCAAGGAUCGAACCACCCUGACCAAAAAGCUCUACCUUUUCCCGGGGCACUAA